Messenger RNA from Nymphaea colorata (pocket water lily), 585 nucleotides. RefSeq names its product disease resistance protein RUN1-like. The record is from RefSeq and is a predicted model, not a curated record. The transcript is spliced from 2 exons. NCBI's taxonomy places the organism in Eukaryota, Viridiplantae, Streptophyta, Magnoliopsida, Nymphaeales, Nymphaeaceae. Bases 1 to 585 code for a protein of 194 amino acids.
AUGGAGGGCUUGUAUCAGGAUCUACCCAAAUCGUUGCAGUUCCUGAGGUGGUGGCAAUGUCCGUUGAAAUCAUUGCCAACCAUCGACUUUGAUGUUGUGAACAUUGUAGUGCUCGACCUGACAGAGAGCAUCAUAGAGGAGUUUCUAGGUCCAAGUGUGACUAGUAGUUUGCCCCAGGAGGCGAACUACUCGCGGACCUUCAGCCAAUUGAAAGUCCUUAUUCUCAAGAAUUGCAAGAACCUCAAGAGCACCCCCCAUUUUAGGCUGAUUGCAAAUGCAACCAAAUUGAACAUACCUGAUAGCAUCUGUCGCCUAAGUUCUUUGGAGAAGCUCGUCCUUCGCUCGUGUUGGUCGCUAGAAGAACUCCCAGAAGAGAUUGGCAGGUUGACGUCUUUAAAGGUGCUCCAAUUAAGCCAAGGGUAUAUGCAAAGACUUCUGGAGUCUGUUGGCCUGUUGACAAACCUGCAAGAGCUGGAAAUCAGCAAUUGCGCGGAUGAAGACCAUCCCAGACAUUUCAGAUUUGCAAGCCCUGCGACAUUUAUGUCUGAGCGGAUGCAGCCAUCUUAUAGAUGCUCCUGGCCUUAG